Messenger RNA from Tribolium madens (black flour beetle), 1339 nucleotides. RefSeq names its product beta-1,4-glucuronyltransferase 1-like. Bases 23 to 1279 code for a protein of 418 amino acids. The record is from RefSeq and is a predicted model, not a curated record. NCBI's taxonomy places the organism in Eukaryota, Metazoa, Arthropoda, Insecta, Coleoptera, Tenebrionidae. The transcript has 2 exons.
UCAAGCAAUUAUCUACCGCACAAUGAUCGUCAUCAAAAAACGUUUUAUAAUAGUUGUUAUUUAUUUUGCCAUUCUAGUUAUGCUAUAUUUGGUUAUGUUUAGUGGACGAAGUAAAAGUGACUUUGGUGACCACAAACCUACCAAAUUAGUUGAAAAUUCCCCAGAUUUGGGGACUCUAGCCAAGGUAAAAAAAAUCACCAAGUGUUUAGACAAACCAAUAGUGUCCCAAACCGUCCAAAAAGGCAAAUUUUUCGUAUUGUCCAAUUACGUGGUGGCUUCAAAUCGCUUCAAAUGCCACGAAAGCAUCACAGUAACAACACAAGGCGACUUUACUUUCAUCGAAAAUUUGCUACCAUUGGUGGAGAGAUGGGAGGGGCCGAUCAGUGUCGCCUUGUACGCCCCUGGAACAGAUUUCCAACGCACCCUUGACUCGAUUCGGUAUUUACGAGAUUGCACCAACAAACUCAUUAGAAAAUUUGUGACGUUUCAUAUUUUUUUCGACAUGGAUCAUACCCCGGAAACGGUUUCCUGGCCUGUUGAAGCCUUCGACUGUGAACAAAACCCCCCGUUUCGUGAAAUUUCCACGUACAAAAACGAAAAGGGGUUGGUUUACCCCAUCAACGUAGGCCGUAAUGUGGCACGGGAAAUGGCCACAACCCACUUUGUUUUAGCCCUGGAUAUUGAACUGUUACCGAAUCCCGGAUUUAUCCCGAAAUUCCUGGACAUGAUUGCCCGGGAUGAACCACCGCUUGACCGGCCGUACCCCCGCGUGUUCCCCUUGCCGGUUUUUGAGGUAAAAUCCGGGGAAAAAAUCCCGGAAAAUAAGACACAACUCCGGGAAAUGUUGGACAAAAACCUGGCGGUUUAUUUCCACAAGGAGAUUUGCUACUCUUGUCACAAAAUCCCCAAAUUUGAAAAAUGGAAACAACUAAACGAAUCGCAAAAUUUUGGGGUUUUUCGAGUCGCGAAGAGGAUCCACGAGCACAAACAUUGGGAACCUUUUUAUGUCGGUACCAAUUUGGAACCACUGUAUGACGAAAGGCUGAGUUGGGAAGGGAAAAGGAAUAAAAUGACAAAUGGGUUCAUUUUGUGUGUGCUUGAUUACGAUUUGAUGGUUCUGGAUAACGCCUUUUUGGUACACAGUCCGGGAAUUAAGGAAAAAUCCGGGAAAACUAGAAAAAAGAGCAAAUUAGUGAAAGAAACUGAUAGGCUUAUCGAAGAACGAAUUUUGCCAGAAAUGAAAAUUUUGUACGGGUUUAAAGAAGGCUGUGUUGUAUGAUUUCCUGGAAUAGGGAUUUCAGGUUUUUACAAUAAAUUUUAAUCAACUUUUUAUCAUUUU